AUAAGAGUCUCAGUCAUGGUACCAAAAGCGGCGCGAGAGCUUCGCGAAUCCUCCACUCCACUCGCCAGGGCCGUGGCCAUGGCUAUUGCCAUUUCUUACCCCAACCUCCCUCGUCCUCGCUCCGUCCCCUCCCUCCCCUCCUCCCAAACCCUAACCCUUACCCUAAGGAGAAGACGAUCCGUCCCUCUCUUCUCCCGUCGCUCGGAACCCUCCUCCUCUCCUGUGCAACGAUCCCAUCUCCGUUCCCUUCCCCUCUCUCAGAUCGAGCCCUUCGUCGUCUCCGAGUGGGAGCCGAUCCUCAAGGGUUGGAUCUGCAGCGCCAUGGCCGUGUACUGCCUCUCCCGCACCGUCCCCUGCGUCGGCCACUUACCCUCCGUGCUGUGCGAGAUCGGAUCCGAUCGGAUGGUCUCCGAGGGCCUCAGAUUGGCGGCGCUCGCCGGGGCGCGCUCCGCCGCCGCUUAUCUGCAGCAUGCGUUCUUGUGGGAGGCGGCGCUGAGGUCGGCGUAUGGGAUUAGGGUUCACAUCUUCGAUCGAGUCCUAAUGAGGGACCUAGGGUUCUUUGAGGGGAGUGGCAGUGUUCCGACCGGGGACGUUGCGUUCCGGAUCACGUCGGAGGCCUCCGAUGUUGCGGAUACAGUGUAUGCUCUCUUGAAUACAAUUGUGCCGACUACAUUGCAGCUGAUAGCAAUGGUUAGUCAGAUGGUGAUGAUCAGCCCUACACUUUCCUUAAUAGCACUGAUGGUGAUUCCAUGCAUGUCGCUCGUUGUGGCACAUCUUGGGGUAAGGCUUCAUGAGAUAUCAAACAAGGCACAUUCCAGUGUUGCUAAACUCUCGGCCUACAUAAAUGAAGUGCUUCCUUCGAUGCUUGCGGUAAAGGCAAACAAUGGAGAGAUCAAGGAGAGCUCGCGUUUUAAAAAGCUUGCCUUUGAUGAGCUGGUACUUAACUUGAGCAAGAAGAAAAUGAAGGCACUCAUACCUCAGGCUAUACGAGCCAUAUAUAUAGGAGGGCUGCUGAUGCUUUGUGCUGGCUUGUUGGUAGUUUCAAGGAAUUCUGUUGAUGCAUCCAAUUUUUUAUCAUUUUUAACGGCAGUAGCUCUUCUGAUUGAACCUAUUCAGGAUGUGGGAAAAGCGUACAACGAAUUGAAACAGGGCGAGCCAGCAAUAGAGCGCUUGUUCGAUUUAACUAGGUUCACAUGUAAGGUGACUGAGAAUCCGCAGGCAUUUGAUCUUGAGACUGUUCGAGGGGACAUAAAAUUUUGUGGUGUUACAUUUAGAUAUGGGGAUGACAUGCCUCCUAUUUUAGAUAAUCUGAAUCUUCAUAUCAGACCAGGAGAAACCGUCGCUGUUGUUGGGCCUUCUGGAGGAGGAAAGACAACUCUUGCCAAACUUCUCCUUCAGUUAUAUGAUCCACAUAGUGGUCGUAUUCUUCUGGACGAUUAUGAUGUUCAGGACAUUCGACUGGAAUGUUUGAGGAGACAUAUUGCACUGGUUUUACAGGAUUCAAUGCUAUUUUCUGGAACAGUUGCCGAAAAUAUUGGCUAUAGGGAUCCCACAGGAACAGUCGACAUGGCACGAAUUGAGAAUGCCGCUAAGAUUGCUAAUGCUGAUGAUUUUAUCAAAGAUUUUCCAGAAGGCUAUGAAACAAAUAUCGGACAGAGGGGUUCUCUUCUAAGUGGAGGUCAGAAACAGAGGCUAGCUAUUGCAAGAGCACUCUACCAGAAUUCAUCUGUGCUUGUUUUGGACGAAGCAACAUCUGCUUUGGAUAGCAGGUCUGAGCUGUUAGUGAGACAAGCAUUGGAGCGUGUAACGGCCAAUAGAACUGUUCUUAUCAUCGCCCAUCGGUUGGAGACGAUACUAAUGGCGGAUAGAGUUGUCAUCUUAGAGGGAGGUAAUCUACAAGAGGUCCCGAAGUCGGCUCUCUUGGCUCAAGAUGGUUGCUCCGCGUCACCAGAAUUAACUGACCUUAUUGUGUAAAAAGUUGAUACGAGUUCAAAUGUGAGAAUAGCGCUGCUACUUGGUGAAACACAGACGGCUUAAGAUAGGUAAUGUUGCACCCUAUGAGUAUGCGGGUGGAUCGGACCUGAUCUUCCCGACAACUAGUCUGAAGAUCCCAAGUGAAAGUUGAUUCCGACGUAUGGAUUCUAACGAGCGUGCCGCUUCCUCGGUGCAUAUGGGCGUUGGCCGAGCCUGACCUCUCCCAAGAGAAAGGGUGCAUUUGGGCUUUGGCUGAGCCUGAUCUCACCCAACUAAAAAGGAGGCAAAGACACGGUUUAAUAGACCGUCAUCAGGUUUUACUCCACGGUUUAAGGAAGUCUGCGGCAUUUGCUGAGAUGCAUCUGAGCUAGCGAGUUCUUUGGUUGAGACUGCUCAGAUUAUUUGCGUGAUGUUGGUGCCCUGAUGAUGUAUAACUCGAAUUCUUUUCUUUUCUUUUCUUUUUUUUUUGUUUUUUCCUUCGUCACUUGAUUAUUAAAGAGAUGCAUACAAUGUUCAAAUUUUCCGAGGAUUGUAGUGGGCACUUCACUAUUUAUGCCUUUUUCUUCAUUUUAGUUACUCUUCUCAACUUUC
Molecule: messenger RNA, 2565 nt
Organism: Ananas comosus (pineapple)
Lineage: Eukaryota; Viridiplantae; Streptophyta; Magnoliopsida; Poales; Bromeliaceae
Product: ABC transporter B family member 29, chloroplastic
Exons: 10
Coding region: 16-1974 (652 amino acids)
Biological process (GO): transmembrane transport
Cellular component (GO): membrane
Molecular function (GO): ABC-type transporter activity; ATP hydrolysis activity; ATP binding
Source: RefSeq, a predicted model, not a curated record